Messenger RNA from Colias croceus (clouded yellow), 2176 nucleotides. RefSeq names its product mediator of RNA polymerase II transcription subunit 17 (gene MED17). The record is from RefSeq and is a predicted model, not a curated record. Gene Ontology annotation, biological process: regulation of transcription by RNA polymerase II. Lineage: Eukaryota; Metazoa; Arthropoda; Insecta; Lepidoptera; Pieridae. The coding region runs from base 205 to 2139 and encodes 644 amino acids. Gene Ontology annotation, molecular function: transcription coregulator activity. Gene Ontology annotation, cellular component: mediator complex; core mediator complex. The transcript is spliced from 12 exons.
ACCGAAAGAAAACAGAGGCCGCUUAUUUUACGUUGUUGGAAACAAAAUCGAUUAAAACACUUUUAUAAUGAUAACAAUUUUCUAAAAUAUAAUCAGAACAAAAUUAUGGAUUCAAAAUAGUUUAAUUAUACUGAGUUACGUUUUGCAGAAACAAAAGAAUAGAUUUCAUAUUUUCUACAAAAUAACUGUAGUAUAAGCAUAAUAAUGGCAAAUUCCGUAAAUAUUUCAAUUGAAGCACCUAUAGAAAACCAAAUACAAGAAAUAACCUACGAUGGACAAGAGAUUUAUCAAGCGCCUCUGUCAAUGUCAGAAAAUCUGGCGAGAUUGGCUCAAAAGAUAGACUUUUCUAAAACCGAUGAUGACUUCUGUAACAUCAAAAAAGAAGGGGAAACCAGUUCAGAUGUAAAGUCAGAGGAGGAUAAGGACCCAGGCUAUCAAUCUAGUCUAUGGCCAUGGGAUUCUGUGAGGAAUAAGCUGCGAAAUGCUUUGACGGAAGUAUGUGUGCUUGCUGAUGUAUUGAGUAUAGCAAAGGAGAAGAGAUAUAUGGUGUUAGACCCAAUCCAAGCAGAUCAAGUAGAAAGCCGUCCGAUGGUGCAAGUGUACGGACGUAAGAAGGCCCUCUCUGCCGCAGGGGCCGUCCUCCUCAACGGUGUCGAGAGGCUCCGGGCCAGUGAAACUAUGAGGAUGACGCGGAACAUGCCAGACUUUCAUAUAGACCUGUUGAGGCUUCGUCAGAACUGGAGAUUGAAGAAAGUGUCGAAUACUAUUGUGGGUGAUUUGAGUUAUAGAACGGCUGGAUCAAAGUUCAGUCAGACUGGUGUUUUUGAGGUGACAAAAGCACCUGAAGAACAGAUAGCGCAAGCGAUGAGUAUGAACGCAUCAGGGCCGGCGCCGUCCGCGUUGCGCGUCACCGUACCGCCCGAGUUGCAAGGGGUUGCGUUUAUAUCUGUUUUGUGUCAGAAAGAACAAGAAGACGUAGUAACCGCAACAAUUAGUUCGUCAGCGAUCAACUGCCCCGGUACUCUGCUAGGUGACGGGGCGGAUCUCCACUGGCAGCAGAAGCUUGAAGCAGCACAAAAUGUGCUAUUCUGUAAGGAACUGUUUGCGAGGCUUGCGGCUGAAGCUGUGCAAUUGGACGCGUCUAUACCGCACAUGGUUGUGGGAAACCAGAUUAUGGCUACGGUAUUGCCAGGCAUUCAAUUGUUGAUCGGACUGUGUCAUAAUAACAGACAAAAUACCAGCAAUGGCACAGAUAAUGUGAAGUCAGAAAGCGCGUCCAACAGCAAGUCGGACCACGACCACGUGCUAGAGCACUCGCUGCACCAGUUGCUGCGCGCCACGCACCACGCCAACACGCACCACCCGUUCCCGCACCCCGCCACCGGCCCGCUCGGGCCCAGCAAGCGACGAUCCCUGGCCGGUCCAAUGGCGGCUGAUCGACACGAAUUACUCGAAAUGAGCAAAGAACAGUCUCUAUUGGAACAAAUCAUACAACAAGCUCAGCAUUUCUUCAUGAGAAGACGAAGUGAAUACGUUUUAGAUACUAUUGCUAAAGAGGUAAAAGAUCCCCUAAUUGUUUCACAUUGGAACGCCCUCAACAGUCCAACACAGUCCUGUGUCAAAAUCAAUAUCAUGGCCCACGCUUAUGACGCAGUAUGUCGCACUUCCCUCGUGGUACAUGUCGGUGAAAAAACGCUAAAAUGCAUAUGCCGAGAUGGCAAAGUGCGCCAUUUAUCGUAUGAACUGCAAGAGUUGAGAGAUCUUAUUUAUUGUCAGAUAUACCAGCACCAGAUGACGGGCGUGCAGGCGGUGGGCCGCUGCAUGGGCUGGCAGCUGCUCGCCAGCAGCGCGCACCUCGGCUCGGGGCCCGUCGAGCCGCUCGGCAACGCGUCCUCGUGUCUACUGGCCUCGCCUAAUGGUGACAGAAUGAUAGCAAUAAGAUGUGAACCCUCAGUUGGAAUACAAGUAUUCAUCGCUCAAUCCCCGAAGAAAGACUUCUUUGUCAGUGAACUAGUGCAAGAUAAGAAAUGGGAGAAUCUCGGAGGAGCGUUCAAGGAAGUAAAACUAGAGAAAAUGGAAGGAAAGAACUUUUUAAACAAAAUGGAGUUACUUAUGGCCUGUUUGAGCAGUCCGUCUUAGUUAAGAUAAAUAAAUAAAACAACCAUAUUGGAAUUCA